This is a messenger RNA of Lingula anatina, 663 nucleotides long. RefSeq lists its product as uncharacterized. NCBI's taxonomy places the organism in Eukaryota, Metazoa, Brachiopoda, Lingulata, Lingulida, Lingulidae. The record is from RefSeq and is a predicted model, not a curated record.
AUGCGUCUACAUCCUUGCUAUAAAGGUCUCAUCCCAGCUUCCUUACAACCAACCCAUGACCGUACAGGGUUUCUCACAGCAGCUAAUCCAGCUGCAAGGUGCUCUGAUACAGCGUCAGCAAAAGUUGACAGAGCUUUGGUGCGAAAACAGAACGAGAUCUUGUCAGAAAUCUGGAGCAAGGUGGAGCAGCUUCCGGAUGUUGACCUGCCUGCCAUUGUCAGGCAGCUGCAAAGUUUCACGCGCAAUUUGCCGUCACGAGCUAGUUUUGUCAACACUGGUUUCUCCAACUCUUGGUACCUUCUUGUCAAUGAAGCUAAAACCUGGAAUGAAGCGGAGAGGUACUGUCAGGAACUACACCCAAACGGUCACCUGGCCAUGGUGACGUCCUCCAAAGAAAAUAGUUUCAUUGUAGCUUUGCUAAAGCAGCAAGUUUCUGGUAGCCGGUCUUGGGCCUAUCUUGGAGGUCACGACAUUAAUGUCGAGGGGCAGUGGAAAUGGCAGAACGGUCAGAGCAUGUCGUACACCAACUGGGACCCAGGCGAGCCAAACAAUCGCUGGUCCAGGGAAGACCGUUCGGAUAUAUCAUCCGAAACAGGAAAGUGGGACGAUGUCUCAGGUACAGAGAAGAAGCCGUUCUUGUGUCAGGUGAUUUAUCCCGAGUGA